Bipolaris zeicola 26-R-13 is the source of this 1461-nucleotide messenger RNA. RefSeq lists its product as uncharacterized. The transcript has 2 exons. Gene Ontology annotation, cellular component: fungal-type vacuole membrane. The coding region runs from base 1 to 1461 and encodes 486 amino acids. The record is from RefSeq and is a predicted model, not a curated record. Gene Ontology annotation, biological process: dephosphorylation. NCBI's taxonomy places the organism in Eukaryota, Fungi, Ascomycota, Dothideomycetes, Pleosporales, Pleosporaceae. Gene Ontology annotation, molecular function: alkaline phosphatase activity.
AUGCGCACCUCCACAGCGCUAGCAGCUGUUGCAUUGGCACAGUCUACUUUAGCAGCUAUUGAGCCCAGGAAUUUUAUAUUCAUCGUCCCCGAUGGCAUGGGCCCCGCCUCUCAAACCCUGAUUCGAACGUAUUUGUCCAUGGUAAACGGUGACUCAACCCCCCGGGCACCAAGGAUCAAAUCGCUUCCUCUUGAUGUCACUGUCAUUGGAAACACCCAUACACAUUCUUCCAACAAUCUCGUGACCGAUUCCGCCGCUGCUGGUACUGCUCUUGCAACAGGCCACAAGACUAACAAUGGAUUGAUUGGAGUCCUGCCUGAUGGAAAACCAGUUGGAUCCGUCAUGGAGGCUGCAAAGUUGGCUGGUUACACCACUGGUCUUGUUGUGACUUCGCCCAUCAGUCACGCAACUCCUGCAUCAUUCUUCUCCCACGCAGCAAGCCGCAAUUCUUUAAGCCAAAUCGCGGAACAGCUAGUCGGAUACAGCCACCCUCUCAACAUCAGUGUGGACUUGAUGCUCGGCGGCGGACGCUGUGACUUCCAGCCCCAAAACGAAACCGGCUCCUGCAGAACCGACAAUAUCGAUCUCUUUUCCUACGCCAAGUCACAGGGCUACUACACAGCCCGAGACCGUACUGGCUUCGACGCUCUCGAGCUUGGUCUCGGCGACAUCCAACUCCCCUAUGUCGGGCUCUUCAAGGGCGGAGACCUCAGCUACGAGAUCGAUCGCCAGCAACAAGCCGCAGAAGUCCAGGAGCCAUCGCUAUCCGAGAUGACAAAGGCAGCGCUCAACUCGCUCUCUCGCGGCAGUAAAUCCAACGAAAAAGGUUACUUCCUCAUGAUCGAAGCCUCGCGCAUCGAUCACUCAUCGCACGCACACGACUCUGUUGCGCAUCUCCACGACGUACUCGAGUUCAACCGCGUCACCGACAUCGUGAUGAAGUGGAUCGACGAGCACCCCGAUACUGCUUUCCUUGCCGUUGCAGACCACGAGACAGGCGGCAUCACGCUCCCGUCCGGACACAACCCUCAACUUCUUCAGCCCGGCAAGCACUCGGUUGAGUACCUGAGUGAGCAGUGGAGCAAGUACAAUGGCACCGAUGCAGAUGGCUUCCUCGCCAAUGAGAUCAUUCCCGCAUAUGGCCUCACCGAUGUUUCGGAUGUGGAGAUCCAGAGGUUGAUUGCUAGUGAGGACUUUGCGCAAGAGUUGGCGGAUUUGUUGAAUGCGAGGGCGGGACUUAAGUGGUCGACUGGUGGGCACACGGGUGUUGAUACGACACUGUAUGGUUAUGCUGUUGGCGAGAUCGGUGAUCGCCUUGUCGCGGAUAUGGCUGGAGGCUGGGAUAACACUGAUAUGCCCAAGUAUAUUGCGGAUGCGCUGGGUGUUGAUAUGGAUGAAGUUACCGAGCUGUUGAACGCGCAAGGGAGAGCGUGGGUACCAGUGGAUGCGCCUGAGAGUUAG